Messenger RNA from Prunus armeniaca (apricot), 3483 nucleotides. The record is from the annotation of a GenBank genome assembly. NCBI's taxonomy places the organism in Eukaryota, Viridiplantae, Streptophyta, Magnoliopsida, Rosales, Rosaceae.
AUGGACGAGAGAACCGAAGACGAUGACCGGGAGGCAUUGGCAGGGCUAAGCUCUGCCCCUCCGCCCCGAAAAUCCCACUCAUUGAGCCAGCAGCUGCGUGCAUCCUCCGCGCAAAAGCGCCAUCACCAAAUGCGCAAGCACAGCCUCGACGACGUCCACGUUGUCCCCAAGAACAUCCAUAACAACAAUGCAGACUACUACGACUCUUCCGACGACGAUUUCUUCCCCUACUCGACCUCCUCCACUAAUACCACCACGAGUAUGAACACGAAUGUUGGUGUUGGCCCUGAUCAAGAGUUGUACGCCGGGGGCUCUCACUCGCAGAGACUUGACCAAAGCCUCUGCAUGGAGGGUGAGGGUGGCCAUGGUGAUUUAGAUCAUCAUGACGGCAGCAGGGAAAGCCAGCCGCUGCCAGAAUUCAUCGGCAGUGGAGGCGGCGCUGGAAUCUUCAAGGUUCCAACGCGCGCCUCAGUGCAUCCUGGCCGUCCGCCCUGCUUGGAGCUGAGACCUCACCCGUUGAGGGAGACUCAGGUGGGGAGGUUCCUCAGGACCAUUGCCUGCACGGAUACCCAGCUGUGGGCCGGGCAGGAGGGUGGGGUGAGGGUGUGGAAUUUGAAGGACGUGUUUGAACCGGGGUGCGGCCUUGGCGGCAGAGUGUUGAGGGGUGAUGAGGACGCAGCCCCUUACUAUGAAUCGGCCAACUCCUCUCCUACCCUCUGCCUCAUGGUUGAUUCCGGGACUCGGUUGAUUUGGACUGGCCAUAAGGAUGGCAAGAUCAGGUCUUGGAAGAUGGAUCAGCCUUUGGAUUCUUCUACUCCUUUUAAGGAAGGUCUUUCAUGGCAGGCCCACCGCGCUCCGGUUCUUGCCAUGGUUUUCACUUCUUACGGUGAUAUGUGGUCAGGUUCUGAGGGUGGUGUUAUUAAGAUCUGGCCAUGGGAAUCCAUUGAAAAAUCUCUCUCUCUUAAACCCGAGGAAAGACAUAUGGCAGCUUUACUGGUGGAGAGGUCAUGCAUUGACCUCAGGAGCCAAGUUACUGUCAAUGGUGUUUGUAGUAUAUCUUCUCAAGAUGUAAAGUGUUUGGUAUCUGAUAAUUUUAGAGCUAAAGUUUGGUGUGCUGGGUCUAUGUCCUUCUCUUUGUGGGAUGCUCGUACAAGAGAGCUUGUGAAAGUCUUUAAUAUAGAUGGUCAGACUGAGAAUCGAGUUGAUAUGUCAUCAGUGCAGCAAGAUCAAGCAGUGGAAGAUGAGAUGAAGGUAAAAUUUGUUUCCACAUCAAAAAAGGAGAAAUCCGGGGGUUUUUUGCAACGGUCGCGUAAUGCUAUAAUGGGAGCUGCAGAUGCUGUUCGUCGAGUUGCAACCAGAGGGGCAGGGGCAUUUGUAGAAGAUACCAAGAAGACGGAGGCACUCGUGCUAACUGCCGAUGGCAUGAUAUGGAGUGGAUGCACAAAUGGUUUACUGGUGCAGUGGGAUGGAAAUGGAAACCGCGUGCAAGAUUUUAAUCACCAUCCUUGUAGUGUCCAAUGCUUUUGCACUUUGGGGACACGAAUAUAUGUAGGCUAUGUGAGUGGCAUGAUGCAGGUAUUGGAUCUUGAGGGAAAUCUAAUUGCAGGAUGGAUUGCACACAGCAGCCCUGUGAUCAAAUUAGCAGCUGGAACUGGUUCUGUUUUUAGCUUGGCCACUCAUGGUGGCAUACGUGGAUGGAACAUCAAAUCUCCAGGACCUGCGGACAACUUGGUACGUUCAGAAUUAGCUGCGAAAGAACAUGUAUAUACCAGAACAGACAAUGUUAGAAUUUUAAUUGGCACAUGGAAUGUUGGUCAAGGAAGAGCAUCUCAGGAUUCUUUAAAGUCAUGGUUGGGUUCUGUUGUGCCAGAUGUUGGCAUUGUAGUUGUUGGGCUGCAAGAAGUAGAAAUGGGUGCAGGCUUUCUUGCAAUGUCUGCAGCAAAAGAAACUGUAGGGCUUGAAGGGAGCUCUGUUGGGCACUGGUGGCUUGAUAAUAUAGGAAAGGCCUUAGAAGAAGGAAGAACUUUUGAACGUAUGGGUUCUAGGCAGUUGGCAGGCUUGCUAAUAUCUCUUUGGGUAAGAAAGAAUCUCAGAACACAUGUUGGAGAUAUUGAUGCUGGAGCAGUUCCAUGCGGCUUUGGUCGUGCGAUUGGGAAUAAGGGAGGUGUUGGUUUGAGAAUCAGAGUGUAUGAUCGUAUAAUGUGCUUUGUGAACUGUCACUUGGCUGCACAUUUAGAAGCUGUGAAUCGCCGUAAUGCUGAUUUCGAUCACAUUUAUCGAAAUAUGGUCUUCAACCGGUCAUCUCUAAUUAACAAUGCAGCUGCUGGUGUCGCAACUUCUGUUAACAUGACUCGGCCAACAAAUGCUUCAGGCAGCGGCAGCAGCAGCAGCAGCAGCAGCAGCAGCGGCAGCUCUGAGGAAGCAGCAAGGCCUGAAUUAGCUGAAGCAGAUAUGGUUGUUUUUCUGGGUGAUUUCAACUAUCGACUUUUUGGUAUUUCUUAUGAUGAAGCAAGGGACUUUGUUUCGCAAAGAUGCUUUGAUUGGCUCAGAGAAAAAGAUCAGCUUAGAGCAGAGAUGAAAGCUGGGAAAGUUUUCCAAGGGAUGCGUGAGGCACUCAUUCGAUUCCCGCCAACAUACAAGUUUGAAAGGCACCAAGCAGGUUUAGCAGGAUAUGAUUCUGGUGAGAAGAAACGAAUUCCUGCCUGGUGUGAUCGAAUAAUAUACCGCGACAAUCGAUCAUCUCCAGUUUCAGAGUGUGGUUUAGAGUGUCCUAUAGUCUCAUCAAUUUUACAGUAUGAUGCAUGCAUGGACGUGACUGACAGUGAUCACAAACCUGUCCGGUGUAAAUUGUCUUUACAAAUUGCCCAUGUUGAUAGAUCAGUAAGGAGAAAAGAGUUUGGGGAAGUCAUAAAAUCCAAUGAGAAAAUCAGGUCUAUGCUUGGAGAGCUAAACUAUGUUCCAGAAACUACUGUCAACACCAACACCAUAAUUCUUCAAAAUCAGGACACAUCCAUUUUGUGUAUCACCAAUAAAUGCGUGAAGGACAUGGCCGUGUUUAGAAUAAUUUGUGAAGGGCAGUCCACCGUGAAGGAGGACGGCGAUGAGCCUGACUAUCGCGCAAGAGGAGCCAACGGGCUACCCCGAUGGCUUGAGGUGACUCCAGCAGCUGGGAUGAUAAAACCUGAACAGAGUGUGGAGGUGUCAGUUCAUCAUGAAGAGUUUCAUACCUUAGAAGAAUUCGUUGAUGGCAUCCCUCAAAACUGGUGGUGUGAAGACACCCGAGACAAGGAAGUGAUUUUAAUAGUGAAUGUGACUGGGAGUUGCUCAGCCCAAACAUUUAGUCAUCGAGUCAGAGUGAGGCAUUGCUUCUCCUCCGCCAAGACAAUCCGCAUUGUCUCAAAGUCCAACAGCUCAAGAAAAGGGCAAGCAAGUCCAGUUCACAGGCAAUCUAACAAUUCGAGCAGCGAAGCGAAACAAACUUGA